Messenger RNA from Coffea eugenioides, 570 nucleotides. RefSeq names its product histone H4. Gene Ontology annotation, molecular function: structural constituent of chromatin; DNA binding; protein heterodimerization activity. The coding region runs from base 81 to 392 and encodes 103 amino acids. The record is from RefSeq and is a predicted model, not a curated record. Gene Ontology annotation, cellular component: nucleosome. NCBI's taxonomy places the organism in Eukaryota, Viridiplantae, Streptophyta, Magnoliopsida, Gentianales, Rubiaceae. Gene Ontology annotation, biological process: nucleosome assembly. The transcript has a single exon.
AUAUUUUUAUUUCCAAUUGUUCUCUCAGAGAAUUCAGAAAACCCUAGAAUUCAAAAUCUCCUCCCAGCUUCUCUGCAAAAAUGUCUGGCCGUGGAAAGGGUGGCAAGGGUUUGGGCAAGGGCGGAGCCAAGAGGCACAGGAAGGUUCUAAGGGAUAACAUCCAGGGCAUCACCAAGCCAGCCAUUCGUCGUUUGGCCAGAAGAGGCGGCGUCAAGAGAAUUUCUGGGCUGAUCUAUGAAGAAACCCGUGGAGUCCUGAAGAUUUUCCUGGAGAAUGUCAUCCGUGAUGCUGUGACCUACACGGAGCAUGCUCGCCGCAAGACUGUUACUGCUAUGGAUGUGGUUUAUGCUUUGAAGAGGCAGGGUAGGACUCUUUAUGGAUUUGGGGGUUAGGUUUCUCGUUAGUGCUCGAAUUGGGUUGGGGGAAGGGGGAUUGGUAGGUUAUCUUUUGUUAUUGAGAUUGAGCUUACAUUGUAAUUAACAUUACAUUUGCAGAUCAAUGGAUGUUAGGAUUUCCACUAGUUGGACAAUUAUGAUGAUUAUUGAGGAACUGAGCAUUCAUUUUCCUGAA